UAGGACCAAAGACCAUAAAUCAUCAUUUGUAGUGUGAUGUAUGUUUUUCAAAAGCUGUCAGCAGCAAGGGCUGAAAUGGCAUUGAGAAGAAUAGGAAGAAAAAACUAAAGCUCCCGCUUAAAAAAAAAAAACGUAUUAAAAAGUGACUACAAAGUGGUUGUUUGGAUAGAUUUCUUCUGUUUUUCCAAAGUACUGUUUUAAAUCUGCACUGUUUUCCCAACGAUGCUUUAAAGUCUUAAGUACUUUUGUAAACCUGAUGUGUUUUCUUUCUAUACAAUAAAAUUUGUAAAAUGCAUUCUAUUGUAGUGAUGUUUUGAUUUAAUUUGUUUUCAGCUGAGGUCUGGGUAGUUAGGGGUGCUUUUACCAGCACUGUAUCCAACACCUUCACAAUGAGCCUGGAACAAUCCACAGCACUCUUGCAAGCAGAAAAUGAGCAACUAAGGCUGGAAAAUGCUCAUUUUAGAAGCGCUCUCUUGGAAUACGAUGAGAUGAGGUCCAGGAUGCAGAGAGACCAGGGCCAACAGACUGGUUUUACAGGCAUGGACUCUAGAGGCCUGCAGCAUAACAACAUUGAAGAGCAACAAUUUGGGAGAGACCUGCAGCAGGACGGAUGCAAACUGCAGCACAGAACAUCGUCUCCGGUUAACUUCAAGUCUUUCCUCCAAAGUGCAGCGCUGAAAGACGCUGAAGAAGCUGGAGAGCUUCACAAGACACAAGCUGAUGUUCCUCCUUGCGCCAUCGGUUCAACAAGGCUGCUUGGUGAAAUUGCCUAUCAGCUGGAUAGGAGGAUUCUGUCCUAUGUUUUCCAGGCUCAUCAGAGACUCUAUGGUUUCACACUCCGCAAUAUACCAGAGAAGAUCAUUGAGGUGAGCACACACCCUCUGACGGGGAAGAUGGAUGGGGCCUAUCAGCUCCACCUCACUCAAAGGUACAAAGACAUUAUGGAGAUGCUCAGCCAGUUUGGCUACAAAGCAGCUCUCCACCCUCCUUUCUGUGAGUUUGUCGUCAAUACAUAUGGGAUCCUGAUGGAAAGGCCGAGUAGAAGCAGCACCCAAGAGGCUGACUACAAUAAUCCAGAAUUUUUGAAGAAGCUGAUAGAGAACACGGCUCCAAAGAAACUGCAGAAGGACCUGCUGCUGGUGCUCUCUUGUCUCUGCUUCAUCGCAGAGAAGGACAAGGAGCCUCUCCUUGCAUGGUAGUCAUCACUGCAACCUAGGAGAAUUCAAACCUUCCUGAAAUAAAUAAUGAGGCAUGAAGAUUAUUGUUUCAGUGUUUUCAGUUUGCAGAAAAAAAGAUGUAUGUGCUGCUAGAUGAGCUGUUGGAGGCAUUGGUCAGACUUGGGGUGUGCAACUUUAACAAGAUUGAAUUUUGAUGCAAUUAUGUCUCAAAGUUUCUCAGGGUAUGUAUAUAUGAACUUGAAAAAUCUAAAUGCAGAAGUUUGGCCCAGUGCUAUUGUUCCAUCAAGCUCUGUAGAUGGAUAUAAAACAUCACUUUUCAGGUCUUAAAUUCUUAAUUGAAAUUCAGGUCCAGUCCAUUCUAACAUUAUUUAUUUAUUUGCGUUGCCUUGCACAAGUUAAGUUUAUCUCCUGUAUAUAACUGUUAAUUUCUCUUUUUUAUAAGAAUGAAAAGUGGAGAUUCCUACUUGAAAAUGUAAACAAAUGUUUUUGCUCAAUAAAGUUUGGAUCAAAAAAGGAAAGGAGAGGAAUUAAAUGGGCAGAUAUGAACUGC
Molecule: messenger RNA, 1728 nt
Organism: Cyprinodon tularosa
Lineage: Eukaryota; Metazoa; Chordata; Actinopteri; Cyprinodontiformes; Cyprinodontidae
Product: speriolin-like protein
Exons: 4
Coding region: 390-1199 (269 amino acids)
Source: RefSeq, a predicted model, not a curated record